GGACUCGAGCUCCUCCUGCCUACUGAUCCCCAGCUCUUCGGUCCCCAGCUUCUGCGAUUUUGGUUGUGGCGCGGACCAGACCGGAAGUUCUGCUCAACGGCUGCCUAUUCUAAAGAGGAACACCGGAAACGUGUUCCCGACUAUCGUUCCGCCUGUGUCUCGGCUCUCUGUUCCGCUUCAGCGCCCGGAAGUGCGGCCUUCAAGUUGACAAGCAGGAGGCAGCCACUGCAGGACCUGGUGCCUGAGGAGUCGGAGGUGGGGUCGAGCGGGCAUCCCCCUGCCUCAGAGUCCCAGAGAAGGCUGGGGCGUGCCAGGAGCGGGACGCCUGCAUGGCAGCCACAGAGGCAGUGCACCACAUCCACCUACAGAACUUUUCGCGCUCACUACUGGAGACCCUCAAUGGGCAGAGGCUAGGCGGUCACUUCUGUGAUGUGACCGUGCGCAUCCGUGAGGCUUCUCUGCGUGCUCACCGCUGUGUGCUGGCCGCUGGCUCACCCUUCUUUCAGGAUAAACUGCUGCUCGGCCACUCAGAGAUUCGUGUGCCACCAGUGGUGCCUGCACAGACAGUGCGCCAGCUGGUCGAGUUCCUUUACAGCGGCUCGUUGGUGGUGGCACAGGGCGAAGCGCUGCAGGUACUCACUGCAGCAUCGGUGCUUCGCAUCCAGACCGUCAUUGACGAGUGCACACAGAUCAUCGCUCGUGCCCGUGUCCCCAACACUCCGGCGCCUGCGCCUCUGCCACCACCGGUGCCCCCUCCACUAGCACCGGCGCAGCUGCGCCACCGUCUGCGCCACUUGCUGGCCGCCCGCCCCCCGGGUCAUCCCAACGCCGCGCACAGCCGCAAGCAGCGCCAGCCCGCGCGUCUUCAGCUACCUGCACCCCCAGCACCCAUCAAGGCUGAGGGGCCUGAUGCGGAGCCAGCGCUGACUGCCGCGCCUGAAGACAGAGGUGAAGAGGAUGACGAUGAGGAAACGGAUGAAGAAACCGACGCUGAAGAAGGUGAAGGAGGCGGCGGCGGCCCGGGUGAGGGCCAGGCUCCCCCUGCCUUCCCCGACUGUGCAGGGGGCUUCCUUACCACUGCAGCUGACAGCGCUCGAGAGGAUCCACCUGCAUCCACUGGCAUCACUGAUUAUGGUGGUGCCGGGAGAGAUUUCCUUCGGGGGGCUGGGGUCACUGAAGAUGUGUUCCCAGAUAGUUAUGUGUCCGCUUGGCAUGAGGAAAGCAGCGGAGGGCCAGAAGGUUGUCCGGUGGAAACGUCUGCUCCACCCGACUGUGCCCUGGCUGGGCCUCGCCCAACAGGUGUGAAGACCCCUGGGCCCCCCGUGGCUCUCUUUCCCUUUCACUUGGGUGCUCCCGGCCCCCCAGCACCAACACCUCCUACUCCAUCUGGGCCAGCCCCUGCACCCCCGCCCACCUUCUACCCCUCGCUCCAGCCAGAUGCAGCCCCCAGUGCUCAGCUGGGAGAAACGCAGGCUGUGCCUGCCGCCCCUGCCGUUCAGGCCACAGCCAUCUCGGGCACUCCUGUGCGCGCCCCCGGUGGCCAAGGUGCUGAGCAACCCGCCUAUGAGUGUAGCCACUGCCGCAAGACGUUCAGCUCGCGGAAAAACUACACCAAGCACAUGUUCAUCCACUCUGGGGAGAAGCCACAUCAGUGCGCUGUGUGCUGGCGAUCCUUCUCGCUACGCGAUUACCUGCUCAAGCAUAUGGUCACACACACUGGUGUGCGAGCCUUCCAGUGUGCAGUGUGUGCCAAGCGCUUCACUCAGAAGAGCUCCCUCAACGUGCACAUGCGCACACAUCGGCCUGAGCGUGCGCCCUGCCCUGCCUGUGGGAAAGUUUUCUCACACCGUGCACUGCUGGAGCGACACCUUGCAGCUCACCCUGCACCUUGAUCGGGAGCCACCUUCACACAGCCGGCUGCUGCAGUCAGCCACCUUGGACUAGGUUCACUCCACCAGACGGCUUCUGCUCUGGAGUACGGACCCUUCGCUUUCCCCACGCUGAACCUGUUUUCCCUGUGGACUUGGGACACAGAACCCUAUUUCUCUCCUACACUUGCUUAGCUUCUCUCAAUGGGGCAGCGAGAUGAUUAGGGCCCCGGCCACCUCAGAGACCAUUUCCAGAUUGAGCUGGGCAAACACAUUCUUGGAACCUGAUGCUGGAUUUGUGACCCACCCCCUACCAGGCAUGGUGUCUAGAGUUGUCCUCUGCGCCUGCGCUGGGCUAGAAUCCUCUGACCUCACCCCCCAAAGUCUGGAGCCACCCUUCCCUCAUUGGGCACCUAUGGAGGCCCAGAUGGACCUCCCUAGGGACUUUAGGAUUCCAAUCUAAUAAAGGACAUUGGGCCAGUACAUGCCUUGCCAUAGGCUUUCUGGGCUGUUGGGUUGGGGCUUGGUCCCUACGUUCCUGACUUGCACUUUUGCGGUGACCUGAGAUUUCCUGAGCAGGUAGGCACAAUUUGCUUUGAUAUCCUAGACUUUGAUUUUUGGAAUUUUGGUGGGUAGGUUGUAUAUAUAACAAUCCUGAAGUGUUCAGCCCUGUGUGCAGGGGAGUCGCAGUCCCAUUGUUGGCUGCUACAUUUCUACAAUGCAGAAAUGGAGUCCCCUUUCAACCAGAAGCCUUUUAGAGUUAAGAUUCCACUUCCCCCAUCUUGAUGUCCAUGGAUAUUGGACACCUACUCGUGAGAUAUUCAGGAAGGUUCUUGGGGGGCCAGCUCUUUAAGGGAAUUUGAACCCUGAAUGUUAAGCACUAAGUACUAGAGAACCCAGAUUGAACUGGAUGGCUGUGUUAGAUCAGGGGGAUGCAAAAAUGGGUAGGACCCAGCUUGCCAACUGAAUAAGCUAGUGAGCUAGUGUCAAAGAAACCCAUGUUAGAUCUCUCAGCUCGCAGAAGUAUCAUCCUCCUGGUCUCCUUCCCGUGUCUCAUGCGUCCAUACCUCACUGUAAGGAUCAGGUGCUAGGGGAAGAAGGGCUCUAGCCUACAAGGCCAGGCUCCAGCCCUACCUGUGUGUCUUCUGGGCCCAUAGGGUUCCUCUGUGGCUGGGCAUCACAAGCGUAGCUCAGCCUCUGAGUCCCAACGUUAUGAGAGCUGCUUAGAUUCAGCACAACUCAAAUAUCAAGUCAAAAUAAAACAAAAUGUAAUAAAUCCACUACUGAUAUAUCAGGAAUACAGUCUCAGGAGCUGAACUGCCAUUCUCCUUCCUGCCCUCAGCCAGAAUGUUGCAGAGCUUUUUUGGUUUUUGGUUUUUCGAGACAGGGUUUCUCUGUAUAGCCCUGGCUGUCCUGGAACUCACUUUGUAGACUAGGCUGGCCUUGAACUCAGAAAUCUGCCUGCCUCUGCCUCCCGAGUGCUGGUGUUGCGGAGCUUUUAAGCCUGAAAACCACAACUGUCUGUUACAAGUUACAUUUUUCUACCAAUUAGGAUUCACAGAUAGGUGACUUCCUCAUGUUGAUGCUUUUGGGUUAUUGAACUGGGGUGAGCCAAUUUGCUUGGCAUUCAGAUCUCAACUUGCCAACCAGGAUGUCAGUUGCCCAGGGAGGUCUUGGGAACAUAAACUUUGACCCCUAUUGAAAAUGGAAGUUUUAUUCAAAAUGGCUUCAGUCUGGUUCCUUCUUACAUCCCUCCCUUGGCUUUUCACAUUAUUCAAACCUUUGAUUAUUUCAGAGCAUAAGGGCUUGUUUUGGGUCCUUAGGACCAUGAGCAAAACUGAGUAGCAGGAGGAAAAGGAGGGCCAGGGAUCCUGGUGUAGUGAGCAGGGUGGUUAGCUUAACAGGAUUAGAGCUGGGCAGAUACCAACCCUCUAUGGCAAUUUUGUCUACU
Molecule: messenger RNA, 3819 nt
Organism: Mus caroli (Ryukyu mouse)
Lineage: Eukaryota; Metazoa; Chordata; Mammalia; Rodentia; Muridae
Gene: Zbtb45
Product: zinc finger and BTB domain containing 45
Biological process (GO): regulation of transcription by RNA polymerase II
Molecular function (GO): RNA polymerase II cis-regulatory region sequence-specific DNA binding; DNA-binding transcription factor activity, RNA polymerase II-specific; protein binding
Source: RefSeq, a predicted model, not a curated record